Notolabrus celidotus (New Zealand spotty) is the source of this 6536-nucleotide messenger RNA. Its product is annotated as adapter molecule crk-like. The record is from RefSeq and is a predicted model, not a curated record. The transcript is spliced from 3 exons. The coding region runs from base 344 to 1300 and encodes 318 amino acids. Gene Ontology annotation, molecular function: protein binding. NCBI's taxonomy places the organism in Eukaryota, Metazoa, Chordata, Actinopteri, Labriformes, Labridae.
UCCCUGAAUGCAGCGCUCCCAGUGACCGGGCUUCCCUUCCGGUAGAUGAGGUCAACUUUUCCCCAGAUCCGCCAUUUCAGUCCCGGACUUUCUUGUUGCACAUUAGUUUAGAUUUUAGUUUUAUGUUGUUGUUUUAGGACCCACAGAGUCCAGAGUUAGACCUCGGGGAGCAGCAGAAGUCGGGGUAACUUCCACACAGGAACAAGAACUCGGAGAAGGUUCUGGAUCUGGAAUAAUAAAGAGUUUUUGGGGGCAGAGUUAGUCUACCAAAGUUUCUGUAUGAGUCGCGGAUAGGGAGAGGCGAAGGGGACAGGCCUCAAGCCUCGGGCAGGAUUUCACAGCCAUGGCGGGUAACUUUGAUGCCGAAGAUCGAGGGAGCUGGUACUGGGGCAGGCUGAGCCGUCAGGAGGCGGUUUCUCUCCUACAGGGGCAGAGGCAUGGGGUUUUCCUGGUGCGGGACUCGAUCACUAGCCCUGGAGACUACGUGCUGUCUGUGUCAGAGAACUCCAAAGUGUCCCAUUAUAUCAUCAACAGCAUCAGCAACAACCGGCAGUCUGGCUCAGGUUUGGCUCCCCCUCGGUUUAGGAUUGGGGACCAGGAGUUUGAGGCGCUUCCGGCCCUGCUGGAGUUUUAUAAGAUCCACUACCUGGACACCACCACACUAAUAGAGCCUAUAAACAAAGCCAAGCACACAGGGUUCAUCAGCGCCUCCGCUGGCGUCCCACAGCCGUCUGAGGAGGCCGAGUUUGUACGGGCGCUCUUUGACUUCCCGGGUAACGAUGAGGAGGACCUCCCCUUCCGCAGGGGGGACAUCCUGAGGGUUCUGGAGAAGCCCGAGGAUCAGUGGUGGAACGCUGCGAACCAGGAGGGCCGAGCAGGGAUGAUCCCAGUCCCUUAUGUGGAGAAAUACCGGCCUGCCUCGCCCACUGCUGCUGGCCUGGGUCCCCCUGCUGCUGGGACUGGACAAGGGGGGCUUGUUGGAGGGGUUCCGGGUAGUACAGAUGGAACGGGGGCCCCACAGGGUAACCCUCUGGGAGACCCAGGCCAGUACGCUCAGCCUGUGGUCAACGCUCAGCUGCCUAACCUACAAAACGGGCCGGUCUACGCCCGAGCCAUUCAGAAGAGGGUGCCUAAUGCCUACGACAAGACGGCGCUCGCUCUCGAGGUUGGAGACAAAGUGAAAGUGACCAAGAUCAACGUGAACGGCCAGUGGGAGGGCGAGUGCAAGGGCAAGAGAGGCCACUUCCCCUUCACCCACGUCCGCCUGUUGGAACAGCAGCAUCCUGACGAGGAGAGCUGAGGAACACACCUCCGCCUCCAGCACAUCCCGCUCUCUUUCUGUCUGUUUUUCAUGGGAAAGAUCUCAACAAGCACACAGUGUAUGGACCUAUGAGCCCGUCAGGAGCUCCUGACCAUGCAGAGACAUGUUGGAUGAAGAGAUUACACUAAGGUCAGACUGGUAUCAAUCAGUUAGCCUAUCUUAUCUUCAGAGUCAGAACAAAGCACAGUGCCUCUACUGGUUUCCUCCUCCACUACAGCCGCCAAGCCUGCAACUACAUAUAUCUUUGUUUUCUAAUAGAUAACAGCAUUUUAUUUUCCUUUGAUAUUUAUAAAUGCUACAUGUCAAAGUUUUAUAGAUCUGUCGUAUGGAGGCUGAAUUGUCAAAGGAACAAGUUAGCUCUGCUGAGUCAAGAGGAACACGUAGAACAACAUCUUCAAGAACUACAGAGGAUUUAAUGUCUCCUGACAGAGCAGGCAUAGAGGCAGGAUGCUGUUUCAGGUCGCCUUCCCACCAAACUUGAUUCAUUGAUCGGGUUUGCUCCAUUUCACCAGUUUCAAAGCUGGGAACUGGUCCAGUUCUUGUGCCACAGUUGUGUUUAAGCUGAACACAGGGUUUAAUCAUGAAUUCAACUCAAGUUAGCGUUAAAUUCAGUCUGUUGUUUGCACUAAAGGCUCGUUUAUACUUCUUCAGAAGUAUAAACCAGCCUUUAGUGCACCACAUAUUUGUGCGUCCGUGUCCGUGUCGUGCAGCAAUUCCCCGCCGAAACACUUGAGGGCAGUGUGGUCUCUCUGAUAGAUGGUCGCCUCCUUCCGGCCCCGCUACGAUCUUUACUUUUCCACAGAGAUUCAGAGCGUGUUCUGUUAAUCUACAGCUGAUGCAUGUUGCUGUUUAUCAUACAGACAUGAUUACAUGAAGUAUAGAGAGGAGGAGAUGAAAUACACGGAAUCCCGGAAGUGAUGUAAAUGCCGGAAAUUCAAUUUGGCCGAGCGGACCAAUCACAGAGUUUGCAGACUGCGUCAAUUCUACGCGUAGAAACAUUUUGGAGGAGGUGCACGUCAGCUACGUGCGUAGGCCGCGUGGAGUUACGCGGACCUCCGGCAAAGGCUAUGUCGUCGAUUCAACGUAGAAGUAUAAAUCAGGCUUAAAGGAACCAAACUGCAGAUGUAGAAUACCCCUUUUCAACCGAGGCAGUUUCAGGGCCGGUUCGGAGCCGGUGCUCAAUUGAGAUCCAUUUUUUCGUGUUUCGACUGCGAGUGAACCGGCUCCUGGUCGGGAAAACCGGUUCCAGAGCGGCUCCAACUCUUUGCUGGGCUAGAAUUGCGAACCGCUUACGUCAGGGGCGAGGUUGCCUUGAUGAAAAACACAAACCGAACGUGUUUCCGCCAUCGUCCUGCAGCGAAAAAAUCAAAGAGACUAAUGGAUUCCAAGGCAAAGCAGUGGUCGGCCGAGGAGGCAAGCUGCCGUUGUCCGCCAUUGUUGUUGUUGUGAGGGGAAGGUCGCGCUAGCGCUGCUGGGCAGUCACGUAAAUCUGACAUCAUGACGUGUUUCUUCCACGGGCUGGAGCGGGCGGAAAAACAAACGGGUGCCGUGUUGGUUCGCAAGUUCAACCAGCUUCAAACCAGCGUGAGCACCAGCCAGGAAAUACAACCUGGUUCACGUCGGUCGAAAAGAGGUAGAAGAGACCUCUGGGGCGGGAAGUUUGGGACUGCUUUUUGAUGCAUCAUCUUAAAGAAGUGGAUCAGUUUUAAAGAAGUGGAUCAGUUUUAAAGAAGUGGCUCAGUUUUAAAGAAGUGGAUCAGUUUUAAAGAAGUGGAUCAGAUUGAAAGAGGAUCAUUUUAAUAUCAUGGAAGACUUAAGACAGGAAGGAAACCGUCAAGUUAAAUAUUGGUAAAGUGUCAGUUUGAAUCCAGAACCAGCAGUAUUCAGCGCUGAUGACUGAUUAUCAGUCCAUCUGUAGUUUACAUGCCUCCAGCCCAGUAUUGAAGUCUGCUCUACUCACACACACACACAGACACACACACACACACACACACACACACACACACACACACACACACACACACACACACGCCACACACCACACACCACACAGAGCACAGAGUCUGGUCUUCCCUUCCAGUGGUAUCUGUGUAUCACCGCCCACUUCUUUUCAUUCAUACACAGACAAGAAAAAAAAAAUCGAUCACAGACAGGAGACCAAACACUCGGCUCCUCUCCCAGAAUCAUGACUCAGAGAGUUUCUGUAGAGCCAGACGGUGAACCUCGGAGUGAAAACAAGCAAAGACUUUUCCUCAAGACUCGGCCUGCUGGAGGACAAACACAGUCCUCCUCCUCCAACUUACCACACCCACACUACAAACCAAGCCCUCUUUUUUUUUUUGUACUAAAAGUGAUGAUUGACUAUAUCCACACACCUUACAUGCCAAAACAUUCUUUUAUUCUUGUCCUUUUUGUUACCAGAGACUGUACACGUGUUGUUUCUGUGCUCUUUUAAACACUACUCAGCAGCAGACUUGUUGUCUUCAGCUGCAGCAGAACAAACUCAGCAUCUGUACAAGGAGGGAGACAAAGAUCCUGAGGCUGUUUGUAGACGAGGAGAAAGGUGGAGGUUUUAUUUUUGGCAUCCAGCAGGUUCUUUAUGACGCUUUGAUCUGGAGAUAAAACCUGCCCUGGAACACUAGUGCUGCUGCGUUUGCAGAACCAAUAUGAUGUAACAUCUUGUCGAACAAGACGCCCAAAGCUGCUCAAGGUUUAUCGUUUCUUAUCAACAUUUUGGAACAUAUGCUACACACCUUUUUUUUAACACACUGAGCUUUAUUUGAAAGGAUUAUGAUACCAAUGCUCGUGUAGUGAUAACACCAUCAGUGAGCCUCUGUUGGUUCUUUUUGUUCUUUUUUAAAGUGGAUGCUGAGCACAUGAAGCCCUGAGGUCCGGCCCUCUUCAAGCCUUGUUCAAACACUUUUUAUUAGGGACACUGUGAUGCAUCAGUAUUGACCAAUAUCUUUGGAUGAUCUCCUUUAACACUCACACACACAUGGUCUUCUUUUCUCGAUGGGUGCCUUAAAGACAUCCAGCACGGUCACCCAGCCUGCUGAGCUUCAUAAUAAAACCAAACUACACAAUAAAGCACUCCAUUAAUCUUUGAAUUUUGCAUUCCUGAGCUGAAUGUCACAUUUAGACAUUGAAAGUUCGAAAUCAUCAAAACGUAGGCACAGCAAAUCAUUAAAUCGAGAUAUACACUACCAGUCAAAAGUUUGGACACACCUUCUCAUUCAAGGGUUUGCAUUUAUUUUAAUUAUUGUAAACACUGUAGAUUAAUACUGAAGACAUCAAAACUAUGAAAGAACAUAUAUGGAAUUAUUGAAUGAACAAAGAAGUGUUAAACAAAGCAGAAUAUGUUUUCUAUUUUAGAUUCUGUAAAGUAGCCCCCUUUUUCCUUCAUGACAGCUUUGCACACUCUUGGUAUUCUCUCAGUCUGCUUCAUGAAGUGGUCUCCUGGAAUGGUUUCUAAUUAACAUGAGCCUUGUCAAGAGUUCAUUUGUAGAAUGACUUGCCUUCUUAAUGUGUUUGAGACCAUCAGUUGUGUUGUUCAGAGGUAGGGUUAGAACACAAUGGAUAGCUUUAUUUGACUACUGUUGUAAUCCAGAUUAUGGUAAAACCAGAUUAUUUCAUAGUUUUGAUGUCUUCAAUAUUAAUAUACAUGUUGAAAUAAUUAAAAUAAUUAAAAACCAUUGAAUGAGAAGGUGUGUCCAAACUUUUGACUGGUAGUGUAUUUAGUCAUUAUAAUUCCUGUGGUGUUCAUGUGCCGGAUGAUAUCCCACCAAAUGUCAAAGAAAUGGAAGAAUCCUGUUUUUCUUUGCUGUUUUUUUCACAUUUUAAAAUUGAUGGAAGAAAAAAACCCAGAAGUGUUAAUGUGACACCAUUUAAGAGUGAGCCUGUGACUCUUCCUGUAACCAGGUUUAUAAAACAGGCGUAAGUGCAGUGUAUGUACAUUUGUACUAACAUACAUUUUUAUCCAGCACAUCCAUGAUAUCCUGAGAUGUAGUCUGAGUUUACAAAGUGUUGACAUUUCCCCCGUUUAUGUUAUUGGGACUCAAAUUUAGGGGAAUUAUUUUUUGUAUGCCACAUAAACGUCAUAUUUGUUUUACCUUGAUGUGUAUGUUGAGAAAGCUGAGCUACACCUAUAGGUCAUAUAAAGCCCUCUGUAUAUUCAUAAAUACUUGCAGUUAAUGUAAGUCCACAUUUUAAUUUGUAAUCUUAUGUUUUGAACAAAUAUUUCUAUUUUUAACUCGAUGUGAGAAUGUGUGGCUCAGACAGAUUUGUGUAACUGAGGGUGAUGGCAAGGCUGCAGCUGUGAACCGUGCUGAUGUUUUCAUGAUGUUUCAUUUGGUUAGUGAAAUGACAAAAGGGUGUAAAUGCUUAACAAUACUUCAGUGCCAAAAAUGACAUCUUCACACUGCUUUGUUUUUAAAUAAAAUAUCUGACACCCAAACGCUCGUGAUUUACCCUCAAAAGUGACAGAGAAACUCACAAAAUCUUUACAGAAGCUGUUAUAGAUUUCUGAAAAAUGAUGCAACACAUUAAUUGAUUAUGAAAAUGUUUUCAGCUUUAUUUCCUUUUGAUAAAAACUCUUAAAGUCAAUCCAACAGUUGUAAAGUGAGCUGAAAAUGUGUUCAAAUAUUUCCAAAAACAUCUUCAUGUGACGUUAAAAUGACCAGUUUUAUUAUUCAUGUAGACAUGCAUUAAAAACACACUCUAAUGUAUUGUGAGUCAUAGAUAUUGAAUUGUGACCAGUGUUUUCAGCCUUUAUGCAAAGUGUUUACGUCUUUCAGUCAGAUGUACAACAGUGAUUUGUUUUCUUUCCAGGUGAUAUCCUUUCAUAUGACAUGUUGAAUUAAAACUGUAACUCAGCUGUCUCACAGCAGCUAAAGACCAAUGAAUACUUUGUUUAUUUUCAUAAAUGCCACUGAUGAUGCCAAGAUGUGCACCUUAUCUCCCCCACAGCUCGAGAAAACUGCCCCUCCUUUCUUUGCAUUUUCCGUGUCUUUCUUUGUCGCUUACGUGCCAUUCUGCUACUUUGAGGAGCACCAGAUCAAGCCAAAAUAGGAUGUUUUUUUCUGAAGAGAGAUUGUACAAUGUGUCAAAGGUCUAUUAAAGCAAAUUAUUUGAAGUUGAAACUUUCCGUUUUUUACUUUCUGAAGCAUGUAUUGUGUUAAUAAUAUACCUGCUCAAUAAAACAUAUACCUAAUUGUCA